Messenger RNA from Penicillium robsamsonii, 1491 nucleotides. RefSeq names its product Major facilitator superfamily domain general substrate transporter. The record is from RefSeq and is a predicted model, not a curated record. The transcript has 2 exons. Gene Ontology annotation, molecular function: transmembrane transporter activity. NCBI's taxonomy places the organism in Eukaryota, Fungi, Ascomycota, Eurotiomycetes, Eurotiales, Aspergillaceae. Bases 1 to 1491 code for a protein of 496 amino acids. Gene Ontology annotation, biological process: transmembrane transport.
AUGAAUUCUGAAACCACGCUUGCAGAGACUGUGCCACCACCGUACAGCUCCUUUAGCACCGCCAAAAAAAGAUACAUUGUUGCUACAGCCGCAGGGGCUGGUCUAUUUUCUUCCUUGUCGGCCCAGAUCUAUUUCCCAGCCCUGAACACGUUGGCCAGCGACCUCAAUGUCUCAGCAUCCCUGAUAAACCUGACUGUGACAAGUUACAUGAUCUUCCAAGGAAUUGCGCCCAUGUUCAUCGGCGACUUUGCGGACAGAACAGGUCGUCGACCAGCAUAUAUCAUCUGUUUUAUUAUUUAUAUCGCGUCAAACAUCGGACUAGCUUUGCAGGACAGCUACACUGCUCUCAUUAUAUUGCGAUGCUUGCAGAGUUCCGGGAUCAGCAGUAGCGUGGCGCUCUCUGCAGCUACCGUGGCCGAUAUUAGCACGAAACAGGAACGAGGAUCGAUGAUGGGCUUUGUGAUGGCUGGGAAUUUCAUGGGCCCUGCCAUUGGUCCGAUCAUUGGAGGUCUGCUAGCCCAAUAUCUGGGCUGGCGCUCGAUCUUCUGGUUCCUCACCAUCGCCUCUGGCGUAUUCUUAUUGCCUCUCCUCCUCUUUCUGCCAGAAACGGCCCGAAACGUCGUUGGUGACGGCUCAUCUCCUGCACAGCUGUGGAAUCGGCCCUUGAUUCACUUGUUCUCUCGUCAUAAUUGGGAUAAGCAGUAUCCUUCCGACAAGGAUAGUCUUGACCGAUCUGACAACAGCGACUCGCCAAAGAAAGUCAUCGAGCAUAAACUCAAAUUCCCCAACCCGCUGAAACCUUUGAUACUUGUGUUCCAUCCGAACUCAAUCAUCAUUCUCUUGGUAACGGGAAUUAUCAUGGGUGGAAACAUGACUGUUCUCUCAUCUAUCACGGAGAUAUACACAGCGCAGUACGGUCUAGACGAGCUUGAGAUUGGUCUAUGUUAUAUCUCGCUCGGCACUGGGUCUAUCGUGGCCUCGGUUGUGACAGGGCGCCUGCUGGACUGGAACUACCGACGCAUGGCUGCCAACAGAGCCGCUGAUCUUACUACCCCCGAACAAGACAAAACCGAGGAUUCGAUCCCUGUCGAGAAGGCCCGUAGUAUGAUUACUAUUCCUCUCGUUGUUCUCGGCAGUGUCACCGUGCUAGCGUUUGGCUGGGUUUUAAAGUAUGGAGCGCCUCUUGCUGCUCCGGAGGUGCUUCUAUUCUUCGUUGGCGUAGGGCAGACUGGUGGUUUUAUCUCAACCUCUACCCUGCUGGUCGAUCUACACACCGCUAAUCCGGCUGCUGCUACCGCUGCGAACAAUUUGGUGCGGUCUUUCUUCUCGGCUGCAGCCUCGGCUGCCAUCGAUCCUAUGCUGACUGCAAUGGGUCGGGGGUGGACAUUCACGUUGGUGGCAUUCAUAUUGCUAGCAACAAUCCCAUUCUUGUUGUUGCUAUGCGGGAUGGGGCGUCAAAAGAAGGACUCACCAGAGAGAUCUGACGAUUGA